AAAACGUCGCGGUAUGACCUCAGGCAGCAGGAUGAUGUUUGCGCUACAUCGUCUUACUACAUUAUCUGCUUUCGGUGGAUGUUUUCAAGCUUUUGAUGGAGCCAGAAGUUUAUCGUUAGGAAUCCAAAACUCAAGCAAGAUCAAUUCUGUUAAGAGUUAUCUGAAAAAUAUUGAGAAAAACGAAAUGAUACUUAGUAUCGAAAAGAAAGAAUAUGAAAAUGGCAGAAAGUUCCUUGCUCAAAUUAUGGGUUAUGACCCUGUCCAUUUCACACCUGAGCAGGUCAAUGAGGCUAUUGAGUAUCUGCUUCCGUCCUCGUUGUAUGCUAAACGUGCACGUCCUGUCUUUAAAGAACCACACCUAGUGUUUCCACCGCAAAAGCAAUUGCAGUGUGAUGUAAAUGGCAGACCACUUAAUAGCUACUUUUACACGACACACCAAAACUUCCACAAAAUCAUGAACGAAGCGAUUUACAAACUGGAAGAAAUAAAACUUCACUCCGAUCAGUCUUAUUUUAACAGGACGACUGUUAAACCCACAUUGAAAGAAGUACAUUAUGCGACGUCAAGCGACUUUAUGACGAAAAUAAAUCUCAUAAAAAUGAUUAACGAAACCAUAUCGGAUGCACAGUAUAAACAGUGGUUAGUUUUAAUGAAGCGUUUAUCAGAACACCCAUUGUCGUAUUUGGUGGAAGAAUUUAUUCAGAAUUACAAAGCCCAAAUAUGCGGUCCUACUUCAGAAAUUAAACUUCCCGAGCCAUUUAUGGACUCAGUAACAAACAGAAAAUGUGUCCAAGCAUUCGGUCAAAAGAAAAACUCGCUUGCUGAAGUAACACUAUACAUGCCUGGCACUGGUGACUUCACUGUAAACGGAGCACGACUUCUAGAAAUAUUUCCUGAGCUUGGAAAUCGAGAACAAAUAGUAUUCCCUUUACAGCAAACAAGCAAGUUUUUAAAUAUUUUACUUUGGAUUGCGUUUUUGAAAAUCCAAGUGUUAUAUAAUAGAAUUAUUUAGGGAAAAAAAUCCAGUUUCUCUAACUACUUGCAGCCUUGGUACAGCCAAGAGUGGAGAAAUACCGCUCCUCUUUAAAAGCUCUCAUAUGGCCGCGUGUAUAAAGUCUCCACUAGGGAAUUCUCACUAACUGGCGUCUCGCAGCAGGGUGUCGCCUAAUUAACUGAGAGGAUGAACAGCCAGAGUCUGGUGCUUAAACCGGGCUAGUGGGUACGGAGUAUUCAAAUUAGGACGGUUAGGAAUCCUUGAUUACAAAACAAUAGUGCACUUAAGCUCUAGGAUUCUGAGAGAUCAAAUGGCGUAUGAACCUAUUGUUGGUGACCAGCUACCACGUUACUGCAUCUCAUAACGUUGUUAUGUUGUCUGGUGGAUUAGACUUCUAGGUCAAGGAUUUGGGGACAGGCUCCCUAAGAAAACCAUGUGCUACAGUUUGAGCAAACGGACAGUAUCAUAACUCACACACAAAUUAAAUGGUAAUCAAAACCGAAAAAAUAUCGCAUCCCCAAAUUAUAUUCACAAUUAUUUGGUAACAGUCGUUUCCACUCGACAUUGUGUCGCUUUUCUGUUUUCUUUUGUUCCCAUUUUGUGCAGUCAAAUACAACAUAGGACCAGGCGCAUAUAUGUAUCGGUACAAGUUGCCACAUCUCAUUAGCACAACAAGAUGAACACCAAAUUCAUAAAAGCAGAUACUUCACUGGUAGUAGUGUAUAAAAUAGAUUGUUUAUUAGGAUAUAGCACAGGAAGAAAGAAUUAGUCGGUAGAAAGUAAGGUAUAAAGCAAUUUUAAUCUCACGGUUUGAGGGAAGACGAAGAGUGUAUACGCCGACGCCAUUGUGACCGAUUCUGAGCCAUGUCACCCAGAGUCUCCAACCAUUGGUUACGACAGUCACGCGAACACCAACCAAGUAGUCUGCAUCUACCAACACGGCUCAGACCAGUAGUGAAUUCAAACACGGAUGACACGUUUUGGUUUGGCCACCCCUAACUUUCUUCCAACCAUUCCCAUCACUGGCCAGCAUUGCGCGUCGUGGUAAACGGUGUUCGGGCAUACGUAACGCGUGGCCCAGCCAUCUCAGUCAAUGAAGAUUUACAAUCUCAUCAACUUACGAGUUUAACUGGUUCGCUCUCUACGAGUCCCAGUGAAAUGUUUGGUGACAUUUGAGGUUAAGAAGCACAAAUCUCUAUCCUUCUAUGUGAACUAAUGUGAUCAGAAGUCGAGCUAAAACCAAGUCAAUUUAUAAUUCCCAACCACUUCUCUUCAAAUCUUGGAAAGUAGACGAUCAAGCAGUACAAUCAUUUGGAUAUAUACUUAUUACUCUCAGUUGACAAUCGUCUAAUGAGACUAUUUCUAUAUGCUUUUAUUUUGACGCCAAUCCGAGCUCAAACACAAAGUAGUGUAUUACUACUACCACAGAGCAAAUACAUUUAUCACAUAGCUUUUUAAAAUUUAUUCCAAAAACUACACAGUUUACGGUAAAUAAAAAAAACAAGACAAUAAAAUAAAACAAAUCUACUCCUAAAUUUAAUGGUAAAGUAGCAGUCGGCUUUAAGCAACUCAACACAUAAGAAUUAUCAAAGGCGAAAUUCCCUAAUGGACCAACGAAAGUGGACUGAAAUUGUUAAAAAAAACCCUGAGUUUCAUGCUACGGGUUUUCUUCACAAAGCUCAACUUAGGAGAUAUGACUGUCUGCAGAAUACAUCGAAUCCAUUGUUUUCUCUUCAGUUAUGACCAAGCUAAUAAUUUUAAUUACUAACAUUUAUUAUUAUAUUGUUCAAUUUGAAGAAAUGAACUGUGGUGGCGUGAAAGUAGUUGAGGAUGAUAGACCUAAAUUACUGAGAACAAUUACCGCUUAGUAUAAUGCACGUUUUGACCUUGUCACUUAUUGGCCUAUUUACUCUGACCUUUCAAAUGAGCGAUGUAUAUGCACAUCUUAGCCUACUCAUCACAUGUCUGUAGCUUUAAUCUGGCUAUAAAUAUUGAUUUACGUUUGAUUAAAUCGAGUUGACUCCCUUGCCUUCUCCGAUUUGCUUUAGUUAAACGAGUAGCCCCUCCAUCCUUCCGAUAUACAUGCAACAUGAUAUAUGCAUGUUUGUCUGUUUCCGUUUAUGUAACUGGUUAGUACUGUGUGAAAUGAAAUCAGUUUCGCAGCGGAAAUAUACCUUUCAGGCUGUCUGAUUAAUUUUACUUAUGAUUUGAUCACCUUUCAAUCACAACCGAACAAAAAUUGUCUUUUCGCGUUUGUAAGUUUCCGUCUUAUUUUAGUACUGUUUUCUGUGCAGGCAAUUAUUUAUUUCCAUAUGUUUCUUUUUGGGUUUUUCAAGUGAAAACAACUUGGGUUUGGUAAAACGUUUCCCCUAACCCAUACUUAUGGUUAAUAGAGCAAAGGCUGUGUAAUUUCAGGCACUGGUCACUCCAAUUUUCUCUGCGACACAAAUAAGUACCUGUGGAAUGUCCCAUCAUCUGAUUGAGGGAUACUUUAACUAAGGAAAUGGGAUACAUCUGUUUCAUAUUCCAUUGUAAAUUCAAUAUAAAGAUGGACUUUAUUGAAGGCUUCGAAUAUGUCAUUUGAUGGAUUUAUAUUGCUGCACAAGUGUCAUUAACAUAUCUAACAUAAAAUGAAAUCUCAUUGAUAACAGUUAACGAUUUUGUCUUUUCCAAAUCUGCCACGAAUCAUUCAGCAAGGGUCGUGAUCCCAAAGGACUUCCCAUAGCUUGCUUGUCGAUAUAAUUUAUUGUUGGAUUAAAACUGUGCACAGUUUGGGCUGUAAUUGUGGUGUGGAUAUACCUUAUGAAUAUUGGCUAGUAGUGUAAGUUAUCUACUCCAAAAGGAUACUGAUAAACAAUUAAUGUACAACUUAUGAGACCAUAAGUUUAUUUGAUCUCGUACUUCUGCAAAUUCAAGUUUCCAAUAAACUUCAUACAGCCAACUCUUCACAAACUGGUUUUAGUUUGUUAGCUAACCAUUGUCCUAGUUUAUGGCAGAGAAAACUAAUGACCGAGAUCAAUUUCAUCUUUAACUUCUUUCACACUACGAACAACUAGAUUGUUAUUGACACUCAAUUUUUUCAAAUUGAACAAUAUUUUAAUAAUUGGAAAUAACUAACAUUCUUAGCUUGGACGUAACUGAACAGAAAGCAACGAAUUCGUCGUAUUUCGUAAAUAUUUUUGUUAUAACGCUCGGUUUUACUUCACCUACACAUAUGGGACGUUAAUUUACCUUAGACGAAUAUCUACACUAGAUCCCCUUCCAGUGUCUAUUCUACAGGACUUCAACACAACUCAGAUCAAGAACACGUGCUUAGCCUGA
This is a messenger RNA of Schistosoma bovis, 4315 nucleotides long. Lineage: Eukaryota; Metazoa; Platyhelminthes; Trematoda; Strigeidida; Schistosomatidae. The record is from the annotation of a GenBank genome assembly.